GACUGAUGUGUGACGUACUGAUUUGUACUAUUGUACUUAAUCGACCGCCUGCUGUAUUUUGUGGUCUUUCUAGAGGUUAACACGUCCACUUCUUGUUUUCGGUAACUUGUAUCACUCACUGGUGAAAAUAAACGACUGUUUUUUGGCUUAAAUCGCAACGUAACGCAACUGUAGAUAGUUCGUUUGCCGAUUUAAAAUAGGGCGCGAGAUCUCAUACGCGAGUUGGGGAUAGUUUGGGGACACAUAACGUUACAUACAUAUGCUUUCGAUUAGUACUUGUCCAUUCAAAACACCCCUUCAGAACAAUGAUGUGAACUCAUUAAAUCGGCUUUCUUAGCGGAUUAAAAAAUCUGCCAGUGGUCUGGCGUUCAAGUUUAUGGAGGAAUGAAACUCAAAGGUCUACGGAGCAAAGUUGAAAACGGGAUCAUUUGACUCAAGUUUGGAUCCUUCCUGACAUGCUCACAGCCAUGGUGACUAAAGUACCUUUGCGGCUUUCUGAAUGAACGCAUUGUGCAAUGGGGACUCAGAGAAACGGCUUCAGCAAACGAGAGACUUUCAUUCUCUCAGUUGAUGUGGGAACAACCUCCAUCAGGUGCCAUGUGUACGAUAAGAGCGCCAGUAUCAGGGGAUCCUGCUCCACGAAGGUGUCCCUACUUUAUCCUCAGCCUGGAUAUGUAGAGAUUGACCCUGAGGAUCUGUGGAAAGGGUUUGUGACUGUAGUCAAAGGAGCAGUUCAAGACUCAGGCUUACAGAUGUGCCAAAUGGAAAGUCUUGGCAUCUCAACCCAGAGGGCAACGUUCAUAACAUGGGACAGAAACACGGGAAAACCGUUUCAUAAUUUCAUCACCUGGCAGGACCUGAGGGCAGCCGAGUUGGUGAGAUCGUGGAACAGGUCCUGCGCUAUGAAGACGGUACAUGGAGUGAUGAAGAUGCUGCACUUCCUCACCAGACAGAAGCGGUUCCUUGCAGCCAGCCUGGUAGUUUUUACCACCCAGCAUGUGUCACUGCGUCUUGUCUGGGCCUUGAACAAUAUCCCUCAGUUGCGGCAGGCAGUCGAAGACAGCUCCUGUUAUUUUGGGACCAUAGACACCUGGCUGCUGUACAAACUGACUAAAGGGCUUGUUCAUAGGAUGUUGUCUGUGCUCAUAGUGUGUGUGUUGUGUGAUCAUCAGAUGUGCUGGAGUGGAUUUCUUUGCUCACUCCUCUCUAUACCUCUGUCCAUCCUCCCCAGUGUGCAGAACACCAGUCAUAAAUUUGGCACAUGUGAUCCUUCCAUAUUUGGGGUGCCCAUCCCAGUCAUGUCUGUUAUGGCAGACCAACAAGCAGCCAUGUUUGGAGAAUGCUGUUUUGACAUUGGUGAUGUGAAAAUUACUAUAGGCACAGGGACCUUCAUGGACAUCAAUACAGGAAACAAACCACACACGUCUGUAGCUGGCCUUUAUCCGCUGGUGGGCUGGAAGAUUGGUGCUGAUGUUGUGUAUCUGGCUGAAGGUAAUGCUGCUGGAACAGGUGCUGCCAUUAAAUGGGCCCAAGAUCUAGAGCUCUUUUCUGAUGUGAAGGAGACUGAGGCUAUAGCCACUAGUGUGGAAGACUCAGACGGCGUGUAUUUUGUGCCUUCUUUCAGUGGCUUACAGGCCCCUCUGAAUGAUCCUAAAGCUUGUGCCUCUUUCAUGGGCUUAAAACCUUCCACAACCAAGAGACAUCUUGUUCGAGCCAUUCUGGAGUCUAUAGCAUUCAGGAACAAGCAGCUCUUUGAAGUCAUGCUUCGAGAAACCCGUAUUCCUAUCACUAAAAUCAGGGCAGAUGGAGGUGUUUGCACCAAUAAUUUCAUCAUGCAACUCACAGCUGAUCUGUUGGGGCGCAAGAUAGAACGUCCAAGCCACUUUGACAUGUCCUGCCUUGGAGCUGCUUUUGUUGCAGGACUAGGAACAGGUUACUGGAGGAACCAAGAAGAGCUGAAGAAGCUUUUAACCACUGACCAACAUUUCCUUCCCCGAAGGAGUAAAGCAGAUUGGGACAAGGGCGGCCCAUACAGAGGUGUACUGCAGAGCUGGGAGAGGGCUCUUCAGCGCUCUAUGCACUGGUACAGCCAGCUCUGAUUGACCAGAAUACAGGUUUCUUCUGUAAACUCCAUGUUCAUGUCAACAGGUUUAGGGCAGUUCUCUCUGUCACUGAGAAAAACACUUGGAACAGUAUGAUUUCCAAUCUGGAUUUGGAAACCCGCAUAUCAAAGGUUAGUUACAGUUUUGCUAAAUCACGGGGGAUUUUACAGAUUUACAACUUGUUUGUGUAAAUCCAAAUCACCCAGUUGAGAAUCCAGUGGUAUUAUGAUGAUGAAGCGGCAGGCUGCAGCACAAUUCCUACUCGUAGUAUUAUGAUUUUGCCAAUCAAUAAUUUAGUCAUUAGGCACUAACAAUCAAUCAGUGCCUUAAUCCAACUACUGUUUUUUUUUUUUUAAUAUGAACAAAUGAAUUUAUUUAACUCGCUAUGUACCUUAAUGAGGUGCUUUUGUACAAGAGAUCCUCAGUGAGGUGCCUCAGUUACUCAUCUCCCAAAGGAUGACAUCUCACCCUAGAGGAGAAUUGUAAUUAUAUGUAAUUUGUGUUGUUUACAUAGAUGGGAGUAAGUUCAAUUUACCGCUCUUUAUUUUUAUCAUACACUGAGUUAACACAUAGUGCAUCCAUUUUAGUGUAUGGUAAUUUAUACAAGCAUGCAUUAAUGCUGUUGUAAUUUUAUUGUAAUUUUAGUUCAUAUUUUCUAAUUGCAUAUAUAGUCUUGGCAUUAUGUAGGUUAUUUUUUUAUCAAAUGUACCUCAUAAUACAAAAAGAAUGCUGCAAACAUGGAAAACUUGUUACCUGAAGGACUAUAUUUCCUAAUGUUGUUUUUUUUCUUCAGCUUUAAGCAUCCAACCGGCUAUGCUUGUUUGUAUACAAAACUGCAGUGUCACAGAUUGUCACUUUAUACUAUCAACAGUGGCUAGUAAUAGCAUACAUUCAACUGUAGUAAAAAUGUGUAACUGUGAAACUGUAUAAUAUCCUAGGCUUUUAUCAGGAUCUUAAAGAGAGAAUAGACAGAGAAUAUUUGUUAAGAUAAAUGUAUUAAUAGAUUGUCAAAGAACUCAUUGUGCCAUGUUUCAUGUCAGUAUGUGAAAUUUUAAUAGUUUUAAUAAAUUUUCAUUAUGCCAUUUCAGUGUCCUAUUGUGUGCGUUGUCAUGCUAAUAAAUCAAUGGUUUUCAAUCUGAGGUCAGUGGACAAACGUGACAUUUCUGACUACAUAAUUAGACAUUAACUAUGACCUGAUAAACAUUAUAUAAUUCAUGGGUCUAAAAUUGUAAAAGUAAUGUUUUAAUGAAAUUAGAUGGCUGAAGUGCUUGGGCUCCCUAUGUCGUAUAACUGAGUCUGCCGAACAAUGUAA
This is a messenger RNA of Sinocyclocheilus rhinocerous, 3414 nucleotides long. Its product is annotated as putative glycerol kinase 5. The record is from RefSeq and is a predicted model, not a curated record. Gene Ontology annotation, cellular component: mitochondrion. Gene Ontology annotation, molecular function: kinase activity; phosphotransferase activity, alcohol group as acceptor. Gene Ontology annotation, biological process: glycerol-3-phosphate biosynthetic process; glycerol metabolic process; triglyceride metabolic process. NCBI's taxonomy places the organism in Eukaryota, Metazoa, Chordata, Actinopteri, Cypriniformes, Cyprinidae. The transcript has 15 exons. The coding region runs from base 516 to 2099 and encodes 527 amino acids.